Messenger RNA from Knipowitschia caucasica, 1389 nucleotides. The record is from the annotation of a GenBank genome assembly. NCBI's taxonomy places the organism in Eukaryota, Metazoa, Chordata, Actinopteri, Gobiiformes, Gobiidae.
AUGGCGGCUUUUGUCCACUCCAGAAAUUUAAUUAAGUGGAUUUUAUUGGAGAAGAAGAAAGAGCUGCAGGAAAACACUCGUAACCUACGGAUACGGAGGACCAGGAAGAACACGGACUCAACACGGACUCAACACGGACUCAACACGGACUCAACACGGACUCAGCACGGACUCAACACGGACUCAACACGGACUCAACACGGACUCAACACAGACUCAGCACGGACUCAACACGGACUCAACACGGACUCAACACGGACUCAACACGGACUCAACACGGACUCAACACGGACUCAACACGGACUCAGCACGGACUCAACACGGACUCAACACGGACUCAACACGGACUCAAACUACGGAUUCAACAUGGACUCAACAUGGACUAAACACGGACUCAACACGGACUCAACACGGACUAAACACGGACUAAACAUGGAACUCAACACGGACUCAGCACGGACUCACACGGACUCAACACGGACUCAACACGGACUCAUCACAGCAGCGGACUCAACACGGACUCACACGGACUCAGCACGGACUCAACACGGACUCAACACGGACUCAAACACGGACUCAACACGACUCAGCACGGACUCAGCACGUACUCAACACGGACUCGGAACACGGACUCAGCACGGACUCACACGGACUCAGCACGGAACUCAGCACGGACUCAAACACGGACUCACCGGCACGGACUCAGCACGGACUCAACACGGACUCAGCACGGACUCAGCACGGACUCAACACGGACUCACGACUCACACGGACUCACACGGACUCAGCACGGACUCAGCACGGACUCAACACGGACUCAACACGAACUCAGCACGGACUCAGCACGGACUCAGCACGGACUCAACACGGACUCAGCACGGACUCUCAGCACGGACCUCAGCACGGACUCAGCACGGACUCAGCAACGGAUCAACACGGACUCAGCUCGGACACAACACGGACUCAGCACGGACUCAGCACGGACUCACACGGACUCAGCACGGACUCAGCACGGACUCAAACACGGACUCAGCACCGGACUCAGCACGGACUCAGCACGACUCAGCACGGACUCAGCACGGGACUCAACACGGACUCAGCACGGACUCAGCACGGACUCAAGCACGGACUCAGCACGGACUCUCAAGCACGGACUCAGCACGGGACUCAACAACGGGACUCAGCACGGACUCAGCACGGACUCAUCACGGACUCAGCACGGACUCAACACGGACUCAGCACGGAAUACCUCAACACGGACCUGGACUCAGCACGGACUCAACACGGACUCAGCACGGACUCAGCACGGACUCAGCACGGACUCAGCACGGACUCAACACGGACUCAGCACGGACUCAACACGGACUCAGUCCUCGUUCUACAGUCUGA